This is a messenger RNA of Aspergillus affinis, 1779 nucleotides long. RefSeq names its product bifunctional C97 family peptidase/thioredoxin family protein. The record is from RefSeq and is a predicted model, not a curated record. NCBI's taxonomy places the organism in Eukaryota, Fungi, Ascomycota, Eurotiomycetes, Eurotiales, Aspergillaceae. Gene Ontology annotation, biological process: protein modification by small protein removal. Gene Ontology annotation, molecular function: peptidase activity. Bases 1 to 1779 code for a protein of 592 amino acids. The transcript has 4 exons.
AUGGAUGUGGAGCUGUACGUGUACGACUUGUCCAAGGGGCUUGCACGGAUGUACUCGCUCCCUUUGACGGGAACGCAGAUCGAUGCCAUCUACCAUACCUCUCUGGUACUGAAUGGAGUCGAAUAUUUCUUUGGGCAGGGCAUCCAGACCGCUGUCCCUGGUAGCACCCACCAUGGUCAACCCAUUGAGAAACUUCACAUGGGCCGGACCGAGUUGCCCAGUGAUGUAAUUGAAGAGUACAUCUCGUCGCUCGGAGAGAUCUAUACUCCGGAGUCUUACGAUCUCUUCCUACACAAUUGCAACAACUUCACCCAAGACCUGUCUAUGUUUGUGGUCGGGAAGAGCAUCCCAGAUCACAUCCGCAACCUGCCCAAGACGUUCCUGGACACCCCCUUUGGCCAGAUGAUGAAGCCUCAGAUCGAGAUGGCUCUUCGCGGAACGGUGCAGGGCUCUGCACCAACUCCCCAACCUUAUGUCAAUGGUUCCUCAUCUGCUGCUGCUGCUGCGCAGCCGGUGCCGCUUGCACCCUCCCACGGCACCGUCCGAGUGGUCAGCAAUGUUCCGCAGCUCGAGGAACAACUCGCCGCUGCAUCGCAGUCCUGCGCAAUCAUCUUUUUCACUUCGGCGACAUGUCCCCCUUGCAAGGUGCUCUACCCUGCAUAUGACGAGCUUGCCCAGGAAGCCGGUGACCAGGCCACCCUCAUUAAGGUGGACAUCAGCACGGCUCGCGACGUCGGCAUGAAAUACAGCAUCCGCGCCACGCCAACCUUCAUCACCUUCCUCAAGGGCUCGAAGCUCGACCAGUGGAGCGGCGCAAACCCAUCCCAACUCCGAGGCAACGUGCAUCUCCUUAUACAGAUGGCGCAUCCCUCCCACCCUCAUCGCCAACUCCACCUCCCAAGCCUCCAGCGGUCCAUCACCAAAUUCGUCCUCUACCAAAAAGUUCCACCCUUUGAGAAACUACUUCCGAGACUCCAACCUUACCAUGAAGACCCGCGCCUCACGUCCAUCAUCGAAUUCAUCAACCGUCGCACCGCCUCGCCCGUCGACACCCCUCUCCCAGACAACCUUCCUUCUUUCGCCACCUACCUCCAAACCACCGUGCAGACGCUCCCUCGCGAGAACGUCUUUGCCGCCAUCGACCUUGCUCGUCUCCUUUUCCUCGACCCGCGAGUAGCCGGCUACUUCGCCGAGGAGCCCGACCACAAGACCAUUCUCACUUUACUCUCGCCCUCUGAAACCCUCUCCUCCUGCCCGUACCCCCUCCGCAUCAUCAUGCUGCAACUCGUCUGCAACCUCUUCAACACCCCCCUCUUCUCGAACCUCCUGGUCACCUCUUUCUCUCCCGCCUCCCCACUCCACGAAACCACCAUCCGCCUCGUCACCGGCUGUCUCCUCGACUCGCAUCCUAACCUCCGCGUCGUCGCCGCCUCCCUAGCCUACAACAUCGCGGCGCACAACCACAACGCUCGCUUCAACGCGACUGCCAGUGCCGGAUCACACGAUAAGCUCUCCGAGGAAGACCAGGUCGAACUCACCGCGUCGCUCGUUGAAGCCAUCACCCAGGAAGAAGAGAGCGUGGAGUCCCUACACGGCCUCCUCUUUGCGUUGGGGCUCAUCGUGUACGAGGCGCCUAUGGACGGGGAGGUCGUGGACCUGUGCAAGGCGAUGGGGACCGCGGAGGUGGUGCAGCAGAAGAAGAAGGUCGGGACGUUGGCAAAGGAGUCAUUGAUUCAGGAGGUUGGGGGGGAGUUGUUGGGGAGGGGGUUGUCUUUGUAA